Messenger RNA from Medioppia subpectinata, 1425 nucleotides. NCBI's taxonomy places the organism in Eukaryota, Metazoa, Arthropoda, Arachnida, Sarcoptiformes, Oppiidae. The record is from the annotation of a GenBank genome assembly.
AUGGCGGCCACGUCAAUUAUACUGGCUGUGGUGAUAGUACUUGUGCCUUACUGUGCAUACCUGUGGCACCUGUACCUCAUAUCAUUCAUAAUGGGCAUUGGCUAUGGAGUCUAUUUCAAUAGUAAUAACGUAUGGAUACUGGAGCUGUUUGAGGACAAUGCGGGGCCCAUAUUUCAACUAUCUGGUUUUGUCUAUGGUAUCGGCACAAUACUGGGGCCCCUACUAUACCAGUCCUAUGUCACCGGCGAGAUCGUCCCCUUAACCGAUGAUAAUAUAGCGGUGGCCAUCGUUGAGACCAAUGGCAACGCUACCGGUGGCGGGUUUGUGGUAGACUUGCCGUGGAUUGCCAUCAAUAGCACCGAUACCCUGGCCUUUGACGAUGACUGGGAAGGCCUGUCAUCUACCAGACGGUCCCAACUGAAGGUCCCUUUCUUUAUAAGCGGACUCUUAAUACUCAUUGGUGGUGUUACACUACUAGUGCUGUACAUAUUCCGAAAAUACCGUAUAAAUCGUGUUGAGAUCGUGAAGGGGUGCGACGGCCCGCCCGGAGCGGACAGUCGGGUCACCGGCAAUACACUAUACGGCAAACUAAUAAUCAUAUUAUGUAUGUUAUUGUUCUCAUUUCAUUGCGCUUCGGACGACUCGUACGUACAGUUCGCGGCCACAUAUCUACAGUACAUACCACUCGGCCUGAGCGCCGGUGCGUCGGCCAAAAUCGUCUCAUACAUGGGACUAGCGUUCACUCUAUCCCAAGCGGUAUCAGUGGUGGUGGCCCUAAAGCUGCGACCCCACUGGAUGUUGGGCUAUCAUUUUUUGAUCAUGCUGGCGGGCAUUUUGCUCAUGUACUUUGGCAAACAUAGCCUGGGUAUGAUGUGGGCGGGCAUACUGGUGAUGGCCGUGGGUAUCGGUGCCGUGUUUCCACUCAUAUUCAGUUUUAUGGCCCAACAGAUUGAUGUGACCGAUAGGAUUGGCACCUUGCUCAAUUUUUCAUCUAAAAUACCCGGCUUGUUUGUGCCCACUAUAAUUGGUAUGCUGGUUGAAAAGCACCCGGAGUGCACGGGUGCGUUGGCUCGGGUGGCGCCCACCUAUACCUCACAAAAGGCCACAUUCGUCAAGAGCGAUGACUGGCGCCACUUCACUCGCCCGGGGCUGAAGACACCGCACGACCACAACCUUCAGGCGCCGUCCCUCAAGAUAUUUGUCUAUCUGGGCAUUGCUGGCGCAUUCAUUGGCUGUUUGAACAACUUUGUCGACUGGCGGGACCCGUUCGGGAAGUAUCCCCGAAACCAUUUCGACAAACCUAAGACUAGUGGCUAAACAUUAAUGAUUUAUGUUUUUUGUUUGUUUGUAAUUAAACAUUAAAUUAAUGUUUAAUUGAGUUUAAUGUUUGAUAAUUAGUUUUAUUAUUUAAAUUUAAAAUAGGGU